Molecule: messenger RNA, 159 nt
Organism: Paramecium sonneborni
Lineage: Eukaryota; Ciliophora; Oligohymenophorea; Peniculida; Parameciidae
Source: the annotation of a GenBank genome assembly
AUGAAAAUAUUUUGUUCCAUUACUUAUAAUAGAAAUUCCUGGAUAGAAGGAAAAUUAAGGGACAACUCUAACAGAUAAAUUAAUGAAGAAGAUACAAGAAGAGAAGAUAUAUUAUUUAGUAGCAUCUACUACAUUAUUAACUUCACUGAUAGAAGAUGA